AUGCCUCCUCGUCGUAACCGUCCAGUCAAGCGCAAUCUCGUCCGGUGGACAGACGACCUUGACAAGGACGUAUUGCUUUGCGUUCAAUAUGUUUGUGUCGAAGCUGGCAUCAAGAUUCCAUGGGCGAGAGUUGCUGAAGUCAUGGGUCCGCAUUUCACAGAGGGGGCCAUCGUCCAGCACCUCGCGAAGCUGCGCAAUCUCAUGGAUCAUCAUGGCAUUCCCGUCCCGCCCCCACUUAAGCGUGGCAUGGUGACCAGAACUCCCUCCAAAGUGUAUGCGAACGCCAACAACAAGCGUACCUUUGAGCCGAUCCCGCCUCUUUAUACAGCCAGUCCAAAUGUCUCCACCGAGUACCGAUCUGUCUACGACAGAGUCCCUGUCAUCAAAGCUGAAGAUACUGGAUCUCCAAUUCCCAAGUCAAAGGCUCGAGUUCGCAAUAGUGGUCGUCGUCAAACCAUGAGCGAAGACGAAGAAGACAAUGACAUCUUGACAGAAGAUUUGUACGACUCAGAGGACGGCACUCCAAAAAAGCGCCGUCGUACAACCAAGUCUAAGAGAUCGGCUGCUCAUACCAAUAAUCCGCCAUCAACGCCACCCCAACGGGGGAUAAACGUCAAAGCAGAGUCCAGUGGCACCAUAGAGGGCUCUGCUGGUCCCGCCAGACGCACUCGAGGUAUCAAGCAUAACUAUGCCUUGAUGGAUCCAACGUUCGACGAUGCUGACGCCGAGGCCGAAGAGGACGAUGUCGCCGCGGAGGCUGAAGAUGAGCGCGAGGAAUUGUCGCCUGACGAGAACACUGAGAUGGCCGAUCAAGAAGUCAACACAAGCAGUCUCGCCGCUUCCGAUGUCGAUAUGAUGGGAUCUGGCAUCAACAAAAUGCAACAACAUUCAUACGCUGAAGCUUUCGACCAGGCAAACGGCAACAACGGCAUUGGUGACGCUAACAUAGGUGCCUCAGCAUAUGCGUGGCCGACUGCUGCACAGAUGUUUGGUCCUCCAACCGGUGCUCUGAAUCCUGCCAUUCUCAACGGUAAUGUCCUCCAUGGUCAGCACGGCCUAGCCUACAAUGGCCACAUGGGAAGCAAUGCUUUGUACGGCGAUAUGCAAUUUCCUUUCCCCGGCGCUCCCAUGAGCAUGGGUCCACCAGAUCUUCGCUCAUACUCGUUCGACUCGUCUUAUCAACCUAGCCGCAACGACUCGGUCGCGACUGGUAUGACGUCCUUCACUUCAAUGUCGGAGAGUGAUCGGACUACCGGUAACCUGCGCUACUUGCCAGAGAUUACAGCCCAAGACGUCAGUAACCAGCACGACUUUGCCUUUGACCCCCAGGGCGUCGACACCGCUAUGCCGUCGGGAGAUGCCAUCUGGAGCGACGUCUUCAACGAGGACAUCAAGGACUUCGUCAGCAGUGGCAUCUAA
Molecule: messenger RNA, 1419 nt
Organism: Exophiala xenobiotica
Lineage: Eukaryota; Fungi; Ascomycota; Eurotiomycetes; Chaetothyriales; Herpotrichiellaceae
Exons: 4
Coding region: 1-1419 (472 amino acids)
Source: RefSeq, a predicted model, not a curated record